UCUUCUGACGGCAGGUGGCGAUGUUGCGCUUGAUCGUCUGAGCGCGUGCGCCGUCGAAGAAGUGAUGUUUAGUGUCAAAAACUGCAGGACAAAUACAACAAUAAGAACAACUAAUGAAGCUUAUAAAGGUUUUAAAAUACUUUUCUACGUUUACAUCUCCAGAAGAUAAUCAACAAUAAUCAAAUCGCUGUAAGUGCGCGAGACGGGAAGUCUGGCCAUAUACAGUAACGUUACAUCUUCAUUCACAUGGCAUCAUUCAACACAGAAGUGAGUCCAGACAUCCACAUCUGCGGUUUAUGCAAACAGCAGUACAACAAUGUUGAACUUUUCUUCGCCCACAAGCAAUCCAACUGUCAGAUCACUUCAACUUAUAUAUCAGGCCAAAAUGCACUUUCUAAUGAGUCAAAAGUUAAAAAGAACCUCCACCAGAAAACUUCCUCUAAGAAGCUGAAACCCGCACUAACUCAAAAAAGACACAUAUGCACCUUCUCAGGCUGUACAUUCAAAACCCAGUAUGGCCAAAAAGACAUGGAGAGGCAUAUAUUAACACACACUGGUGAAAGACCGUUUGAGUGUGAACUCUGUCACAAGCGUUUCAGUCGGCGAGAUAAACUCAAUCUUCACAGCCGUCUGCACACCGGAGAGAAGCCGCACAAGUGUAAACACUGCCCUUACGCCGCGGCCGACAGCAGCAGCCUGAAGAAGCAUCUCCGUAUCCAUGUCGAUGAAAGACCCUUUCACUGUCAGAUAUGCCCGUACGCCAGCCGAAACUCCAGCCAGCUCACCGUUCACCUGCGCUCUCACACAGGUGACUCCCCGUUCCAGUGUAAUCAAUGCAAUGCCAAAUUCAAGAUCAACUCAGACCUUAAGCGCCACAGUAGAGUGCACUCCGGCGAGAAACCUUAUAAGUGUGAUCUCUGUGAGUAUCGCUGCGCCAUGAAAGCCAACUUAAAAUCCCACGUUCAUCUUAAGCACAGCGCGGGCGAUGCGUUUCGUUGCUCUGAAUGUGACUUUCAAUGUCCCACCAAAGCCGCCCUGCGACACCAUUCACGCCAGCACCAACCUGCCCAGCCUCUGCAGUGCAGCGAGUGCAGUUACUCCUGCUCCAGCAAGGGGGCGCUCAAGAUACACGAGCGGGUGCACUCGGACGAGCGGCCCUUUAAAUGCGACCAUUGUCCGUUUGCUAGUAAGCAGCGUAGUAAUUUGUUAAUUCACAGACGGAAGUGUCACGCGGAUAGUCCGGAAAGACGGAGUAAGACGGGGAGAGGGAGUGGGGCAGGGGAGGAGCCUCCCAAAUCUCUCAGCUCACGUUACCGGGCGAGAUUGGAGGCGGCGCGAGCGUUUCGUUGUGACUUGUGCGAGGCUUCGUUCGUAAGGGAGGAUUCGCUUCGUAGCCACAAGAGGCAGCAUAACAAAAGCGCAGUGGCACAAUCGCAAGCCACAACUGUUACCAAACAGGAUGCAAACCGAGCCCAAGUCACACCUGCAUACACCGGAACGCAUUUAAAGAUCAUCGCUAAGACCGGAGACGUUCUGCUCGGUCCCAAUGAGCACAACGUCCUUUUAAACGGCCUGCUGACACCCGUGCAUCACAUUUCUGCAUCAACACCAGAGGGCGCCCUUGAGCACCGAACGGUUCUGCUUACUCAGAUCGGCAGCACUGAGGUAAGCACAUUUGAGACGGGUGAUGCUGCUCCCCCUAAUCAAAACUACAUCGCCUCCUGCUCCGCCUCGGCUUCAGACGGCACCCACGCUUUCAUCACUUCCUGUUCGGACCUGGAAAGCCUCCACACGCUUAUCCAGCAGGGCGGCACUGAAGUUACAGUGGUGACAGAGGCAAGCCCCUCGACCGCCAACGCAAAACCUCUGAACGUUGAUGGAUCUCAGGAUGUGUUAAAGCAAGUCAUAUCAGAAGAUAAUUUAAAUAUCGGUCCAGCUGGGACCAUUCUCUUUCAAAGUAUUCCUCUGUCUACUAACAUAUACCAUCUGUCUCCUCACCAAAUAUUUUCAGACGCCAAUACAGUGGACAUCAGUGAGGAUUGAUAGUGCAAAGUAUUAACAAACUUUUGUACAGUUUAGUUUGUGUUGAAGGGGUCUGUGAUGUAUGUUUGUUUUCAUUUCUUUGUACCUCACUGCUACCCUCACAUUUUAUUGGAAUUACAGUAAUCCUGGAAACAAAAA
Misgurnus anguillicaudatus (oriental weatherfish) is the source of this 2181-nucleotide messenger RNA. It is a transcript of the gene zfp64, whose product is annotated as zinc finger protein 64 homolog (mouse). Gene Ontology annotation, biological process: regulation of transcription by RNA polymerase II. The record is from RefSeq and is a predicted model, not a curated record. NCBI's taxonomy places the organism in Eukaryota, Metazoa, Chordata, Actinopteri, Cypriniformes, Cobitidae. Gene Ontology annotation, molecular function: RNA polymerase II cis-regulatory region sequence-specific DNA binding; DNA-binding transcription factor activity.